AGGCCCCCUCAAACCCCUGAUUCUGAACUGACCCAGGGCAGGCAGCUGGUGGGGGGAAUUCCUUAACCCCAAUCCACCCCCUUUCUUUUAUCUGUCAAAAAUGUCUUCCCACUGCUACACUUAUAACUGGGGGCUUUUUACUAUGACUGUAAAUUAUUCAGGGCUGGAGUAGUUUCAGGGAUCCCGAGGAAUUAGCAGGGGCAUACGCUUGCUGUCUCUAUUCUGGGCAAAGGAUCUUUGACUGGAGGGAGAGAGAGAGAGAGAAGGUGACAGAGAGUGUGGUCCCAGAAAGGUCCCUUUAAAUGUGCACAGAAAUGUCAGAAGACAGGAUUAGAUGUAGGAGGAACUUCCCAGCAAGGCAGGGCAGGGAAGAAGCGUUAUGAGAAUCUUUCAGCUGGAGAGGUCUCAGCCUCGGAUGUCCCUGGGGAAGGAGGAGAAACAGCUUGGGGAGGUUCCCUCUGCUCCCCCCACAAUGGGAGCCCCCAUCUCCCCUUCAGGCCAGAUGGGGCCCCACCCCCUCCUCUCCAGGGACACACAGACUCUUUGUCUGAGCAGAGCAGCCAGAGGCUGGGAGGGAGGCACUGCUGGUUUCUCCCUCUGGGUGGUGAGGGGGUAGGUCAGGGCCCACGAUACACCCCUUGGGUUCCUCCCUGUGGAAGCUUUCUCUGAUCCCACAUGUCUGCUCCUGUUCUAUUGCACAAACAGCUCCACCUGACGCCCUGGGGCCUCUUCACACUGGGGGGUCCCAGUAGCAUGAGGGGGCCCCUGCCUCACUCCAGAAGUGGCGGGGAGCUGCUCCUCCCUGUGGCAGUGCCCUGCAUUGGGGCAGAGCCAGACUUCCCCAUCUAAUGGCGUGAAGGUUUGGGACUGGGGAUACGGGUCCAUUUGGGGACUGAGUUGGGGAGAGGAGGGCUAGGGAUGGAGUUGGGGACCUUCUAUUUGAAGAUUAAGAGUUUGGGGGAAGUCAAGACUGGUGCUUGGGAGUCUGUGGUGAGGGUUGGGGAUGGGGCCAGACGUCCAAUUCUGGAAUUUGGGUGGAUAAAUGAAAGUUUGGGGCACGUCUGGGAACUUCAUUUUGAAAUCUGGGGUGAGGUUUGAGGUAGGAAGAGGAGCCCUUACUUAAGGACCUGCAGGGGAAGUGCUGGGGUGAGGCAGUACCUCUGCUGCGGGGCUCAGCGAUCCGUGUAAGGCAGGUCGUCAGGAGUUGGGUGUGAGGCUCAGAUCCCACUGAGGGGCCCUGGGUGGCAAGGAAGGAGUUUGGAAUAAAGCUAUGCCCCUGACACUAGGGCCUGGGUGGAGGCUGAGGUUUGAAUGAGGCUAAGAUCUCCUUUGAGGGGGACUAGUUAGGAGAAAAGGGCUUGGGGUAAGACUGGGACCCCAAAUUCUAAGGCUGGGUGAGAGUGACCCUCCUCCUCCAGCGUGGGGUGGGGCAAGAAGGGCCCAGCGCCGGCCCAGGGCUCCACGCGAACUGGCCAAUCAGCGCUCAGCACAAACUUUCCCAAACUCCCCCCACCAGCUGUCAGCCAGCCCCCUUCCCUGGAGGCCCGCCUGGCCGGGCGCGGGAGCGCAGGGCGAGGCCAGGGCGGGGUCUCCAGCAGUCUUCUGUCGAUCCCGAGUGGAGCUGGCUGCGGCGAAUGCGCGGGUGCGUGCGCCGAGCCCGUGGAGUCGCCACUCCCUGCCGCCGCCCCGGCCGGUCCCCUACCUUCCGUGUGGGCGCCACCGGGAUGAGGGGCCGCCGGGGACUGGGCCAGCCGCGGGCCGGCCUCUGCCUGCUCUUGGCCUUGCUGCAGCUUCCGACUCGGACACAGGCCGACCCUGUGGAUGUGCUGAAGGUGCUGGGUGUGCGGGGGGGCAAGGCUGGGGUCCCUGAGGUGCCUGGCUUCUGCCCCCAGAGGGCUCCAGAGGGUGACCGGGCAUUCAGAGUGGGCAAGGCCAGCACACUAGGUGCCCCCACGUGGGAACUCUUUCCAGAUGGACACUUUCCUGAGAACUUCUCUGUGCUGAUCACUCUUCGGGCCCAACCAGCCAACCACUCUAUCCUUCUGUCCGUUUAUGAUGAGGGUGGUGCCCGGCAGUUGGGCCUGGCGCUGGGGCCAGCUCUGGACCUCCUAGGUGGGCCCUUUAGACCCCUCCCCCAUCAGGUCAACCUCACGGAUGGCAGAUGGCACCGUGUGGCAGUCAGUGUGGACGGCAGCGUGGUGACUCUGGUGGCUGACUGUGACCCUCAGCCCCCUGUGUUGGGCCAGGGGCCUCGAUUCGUCAGCACAGGUGGACUCAUUGUGCUGGACCAGGAUCUCGGGGAGGAGAGUUUCGAGGGAGACAUUCAGGAGCUGCUGAUAAGCCCAGACCCUCAGGCUGCCUUCCAGGCCUGUGAACAGUACCUUCCUGGCUGUGACCACCUGGACCCGACAGCCACCGGGGUCCCCCAGGGUGAGCCAGACACCCCUCCCCCUCAACGGAAGAGGAAGGGAAAGGGGAAGAAAAAAGGGCGUGGUCGUAAGGGGAAGGGCAGGAAGAAGAAGAACAAGGAGACCUUGACCCUGGCUCCAUCUCUUGGCUCCCUGGAGAACCAGACCUCCACUGACAUCCCCAAGACGGAGACAGCAGCUCCAACUCCCCCUCCAAUGCCCACACCCCUGAUCAUCACCACCACUGUGACUGUUGGUCAAAACGUCACCACCCUGGAGGAAGGGCUGGACCCUGACAGUGGAGCUGAACUGGGGACCCCAGAGACAGAGUUAGCCAGAGAAGAUGAAGAAGGAGGUGGCCCCACCAUGGGCCCAGACUUCCGGGCAGCAGAACAGUCAUCACGAGCUCAGUUCCAGGUCUUUCCUGGCGCUGGAGAGAAGGGAGAGAAAGGAGAACCUGCAGUGAUUGAAGAGGGACAGCAGUUUGAGGGACCUCCAGGAGCCCCAGGACCCCGGGGGGUGGUCGGCCCCUCAGGCCCUCCUGGACCCCCAGGAUUCCUUGGGGACCCCGGUCCACCGGGCCCUGCUGGCCUCCCAGGCAUCCCUGGCAUCGACGGAGUCCGGGGCCUGCCGGGCACUGUGAUCAUGAUGCCGUUCCAGUAUGCAAGCGGCUCCCUCAAAGGACCCCCAGUCUCCUUCCAGCAGGCACAGGCUCAGGCAAUACUGCAACAGGCUCAGCUCUCUAUGAAAGGCCCCCCUGGCCCGGUAGGGCUCACUGGGCGCCCAGGCCCCGUGGGUCUCCCUGGGUAUCCCGGCCUGAAAGGAGAGAUGGGAGAAAUGGGGCCACAGGGUCCCCGAGGCCUUCAGGGACCUGUUGGGCCUCCUGGCCGACAGGGCAAGAUGGGACGCUCUGGAGCAGAUGGGGCUCGGGGCCUCCCAGGAGACACAGGGCCGAAGGGCGACAGGGGCUUUGACGGCCUUCCAGGGCUGCCUGGCGAAAAGGGCCAACAGGGUGACUUUGGCCAUACAGGGCAACCUGGUCCUCCGGGAGAAGAUGGUGAGAAGGGAGCAGAGGGACCUCCAGGGCCCACUGGCCAGGCGGGAGAGCCGGGUCCCCGAGGACUGAUCGGCCCUAGAGGCUCCCCUGGCCCCCUGGGAACCCCGGGUGCAGUCGGCAUCGAUGGUGCUCCAGGUGCCAAAGGGAACGUGGGUCCUCCAGGAGAACCAGGCCCCCCAGGACAGCAGGGAAAUCCUGGGUCCCAGGGAAUCCCUGGCCCCCAGGGACCCAUUGGCAUUCCUGGGGAGAAGGGUCUCCCUGGACACCCAGGAAUUCCAGGCCUCACAGGAUCUGAUGGCCCUCCAGGUCAUCCAGGCCACGAGGGCCCCACAGGAGAGAAAGGUGCCCAGGGUCCACCAGGGUCGGCAGGCCCUCGGGGAUAUCCUGGACCUCGGGGUGUGAAGGGUACCUCUGGCAACCGGGGCCUUCAGGGGGAGAAAGGCGAGAAGGGAGAGGAUGGCUUCCCAGGCUUCAAGGGUGAUGGGGGGCUUAAAGGCGAUUGGGGACCCCCUGGACCCCCAGGUCCCCGGGGAGAGGAUGGUCCUGAAGGGCUUAAAGGGCAGGAGGGGCUGCCUGGUGAGGAGGGGCCCCCAGGCUCAGCUGGGGAGAAGGGCAAACUUGGGGUGCCCGGUCUCCCAGGUUACCCAGGACGUCCAGGCCCUAAGGGAUCUACUGGCCUUCCUGGUCCCCUGGGACCAAUAGGAGAGAAAGGAAAGCGGGGGAAGGCAGGGCAGCCUGGUCUGGAGGGAGAGCGGGGACCACAAGGCUCCCGUGGAGAAAGGGGGCAACCAGGUUCCACAGGGCAACCAGGCCCCAAGGGUGAUGUAGGCCAGGAUGGAGCCCCUGGGAUCCCUGGAGAAAAGGGCCUCCCGGGGCUACAAGGGCCCCCUGGAUUCCCUGGGCCAAAGGGGCCCCCUGGCCCCCAAGGGAAAGAUGGGCGACCUGGGCACCCUGGACAGAGAGGAGACUUGGGCUUUCAAGGUCAAACAGGCCCACCUGGUCCAGCUGGUGUUGUGGGUCCUCAGGGAAAGACAGGAGAAGCAGGACCUCUAGGUGAGCAGGGGCCCCCAGGCCCUCCUGGACCUCCUGGUGAACACGGUCUUCCGGGACUGGAGGGCAGAGAGGGGGCCAAGGGGGACCUGGGGCCGACGGGACCCUUUGGGAAGGAAGGACCACCUGGACCUAGGGGCUUCCCUGGCCCCAAAGGAGCCCCAGGGGACCCUGGACCUAUAGGUUUGAAGGGUGACAGAGGCCCCCCAGGCCCCAUCGGGGCCAAUGGCUCCCCUGGGGAGCGUGGUCCUGUGGGCCCAGCAGGAGGCAUUGGACUUCCUGGCCAAAGUGGAAGCCCAGGCCCUGUUGGCCCUGCAGGAGAGAAGGGGUCCCCGGGUGAACGUGGUCCCCCUGGUCCCACUGGCCAAGAUGGAAUCCCAGGGCCCCUGGGGCUUCCAGGGCCCCCUGGAGCUGUCGGGCCUUCUGGGGAAGAAGGGUACAAGGGGGAGGUGGGCACCCCUGGUCACAAGGGGAACAAAGGCGAUAAGGGGGAUGCGGGCCCACCUGGACCAACAGGGAUACGGGGUCCUGUGGGGCACCCAGGUUCCCCGGGAGCAGAUGGCGCUCAGGGACGCCGGGGACCCCCGGGCCUCUUUGGGCAGAAAGGAGAUGAUGGAGUGAGAGGCUUCGUGGGAGUGAUUGGCCCCCCUGGCCUUCAGGGACUGCCAGGCCCUCCUGGAGAAAAAGGGGAGGUCGGAGACGUGGGGUCCAUGGGUCCCCCUGGAGCUCCAGGUCCUCGGGGUCCCCCUGGCCCUAGUGGAUCAGAGGGCUCCCCAGGGCCACCUGGAGGAAUUGGUCAGCCAGGUGCUGUGGGAGAGAAGGGUGAGCCAGGGGAGGCUGGAGAUCCCGGACCCCCAGGAGUCCCAGGCAUCCUUGGGCCCAAGGGAGAAGUUGGUGAGAAGGGGGACUCAGGCCCAUCUGGGGCUGCAGGACCCCCAGGCAAGAAGGGCCCCCCUGGGGAGGAUGGAGCCAAAGGGAAUGUGGGCCCCACAGGGCUCCCGGGAGAUCCAGGACCCCCUGGAGACCCUGGAGUUUCGGGUCUAGAUGGUUCUCCAGGGGAGAAAGGAGACCCUGGUGACGUUGGAGGACUGGGCCCGCCUGGAGCUUCCGGGGAGCCUGGCCCCCCUGGGCCCCCUGGCAAGAGGGGUCCUCCUGGUCACAUGGGACGAGAAGGUAGAGAAGGGGAGAAAGGUGCCAAGGGGGAGCCUGGUCCUGAUGGGCCCAUAGGGAGGACAGGUCCUGUUGGGGCUCGAGGGCCCCCUGGGCGUGUUGGGCCUGAGGGUCUUCGGGGGAUCCCUGGCCCUGUGGGUGAACCAGGCCUCCUGGGACCUCCUGGACAGAUGGGUCCUCCUGGCCCCAUGGGACCCUCCGGCCUCCCAGGGCUGAAGGGAGAGGCUGGCCUCAAGGGGGAAAAGGGCCACAUUGGACUAAUUGGCCUCAUCGGCCCCCCUGGAGAGGCUGGUGAGAAAGGGGACCAGGGGCUGCCAGGCGUGCAGGGCCCUCCUGGCCCCAAGGGAGAGCCCGGUCCCCCUGGUCCCAUUGGCCCUUCAGGCCACCCUGGGCCCCCAGGUGUGGCGGGCCCUCUGGGACAGAAGGGCUCACAGGGGGUGCCGGGAUCCCUCGGCCCCCGUGGAGACCCUGGCCCCCCAGGCCCCCCAGGCCCCCCGGGUCCCCCUGCGGAGCUGCAUGGGCUGCGCCGGCGCCGGCGCUCCGUCCCGGGCAGAGGAGUGUUGGAGGCCCCGGAGGGCGGCCUGGAGGAGGUACUGGCUUCUCUCCUGUCGCUGAGCUUGGAGCUGGAGCAGAUGCGGCGCCCUCCCGGCACCGCGGAGCGCCCGGGUCUGGUGUGCGGCGAACUACACCGCAACCACCCGCACCUGCCAGAUGGGGAAUACUGGAUUGACCCCAACCAGGGCUGCGCGCGAGACGCGCUCAGGGUUUUCUGCAACUUCACGGCAGGAGGAGAGACCUGCCUCUACCCCGACAAAAAGUUUGAGACCGUGAAACUGGCUUCCUGGUCCAGGGAAAAGCCGGGAAGCUGGUAUAGCACAUUCCGUCGAGGGAAGAAGUUCUCCUACGUGGAUGCUGAUGGGUCCCCGGUGAACGUGGUACAGUUGACCUUUCUGAAGUUGCUGAGCGCCACAGCCCGCCAGAGCUUUACCUACUCCUGCCAGAAUGCCGCUGCCUGGCUGGAUGAAGCUGCUGGCGACCAUGGCCACUCCCUUCGCUUCCUUGGGACCAAUGGAGAGGAACUGUCCUUCAACCAGACAGCAGCAGCCACCAUCACUGUCCCCUAUGAUGGCUGCCGGCUCCGGAAGGGACAGGCGAAGACCCUCUUGGAGUUCAGCUCUUCCCAAGCGGGGUUUCUGCCCCUGUGGGACCUGGCGGCCACUGACUUUGGCCAGACGAACCAGAAGUUUGGGUUUGAACUGGGCCCUGUCUGCUUUAGCAGCUGAGAAGUCUUGAGGGUGGGCGGGACCAUGAGGAAGCCCCAGAUGGGGCACAUUUGGUGCUGAGGCUUUGAAGCCACCCUAUUUAUCAUCUCCUGUGACUGAGGAGCCAGGGGAAAGUCUGCUCAGCAUGGUCCAACAAUGCUCCUUCUCCAUCCCAGGGGACUGUGGCGGGACUCCAUGGACCCAAGAGUCCAGCCUCCCUGCUGGAACCGCACCCCUGCUGGAACGAAUGUAGUCUGCCUCUUUCUCCCCUCCACGCCCAUUCAAUCUGCACCUGCCCACCCCCGAUCGCCCAGGCAAUGAACUCAUUCACAGCUGAUGGCUGCUCCCCAUGCCUGCCUUCCCUUCCUCAGUCAGUGCCCCCAACAGCCUUUGGUGCUACCCUUCCCAAUAGUUAAGCACUGGACGUCUCCUGAUCCCAGGCUGAGACCCUUCACUCCUUCCUGUUUUCAGGUGGGUUCAGAGUGAAGGAACUGAAGUCGGACUACAGAGGGAAGUGAGACUUCCCUGGACUGAGCUGUGUGUUCCUUUGGCUACUUUAGCCCAGCUCUGAAUACUGGCCCCCUCAUAUCUGCCCUAGUGUACCUUACCAUGCCAGAUGGUUUGGAGGCCAAGAUAUGGGGUAAAUCAGGAUCCUAAUGGUGCUGCCCUAUUUAUAUCUGGGUCUGUAUUAAAAGGGAAAAUCCCCCCUGUUGUAUAUUUAAUCUGCUUCCUCCUUACAGAAGGCUGGGACAUGAUGAAAGAGAUUCUAGCUUGACCCCCUACCCACCCCAGGGCAUAAUGGGCAUCUCGAGUCUGAGAAUAAACCAGUGAACUGUG
Phyllostomus discolor (pale spear-nosed bat) is the source of this 7784-nucleotide messenger RNA. RefSeq names its product collagen type V alpha 3 chain (gene COL5A3). The record is from RefSeq and is a predicted model, not a curated record. Lineage: Eukaryota; Metazoa; Chordata; Mammalia; Chiroptera; Phyllostomidae. Gene Ontology annotation, molecular function: extracellular matrix structural constituent.